Seriola aureovittata is the source of this 3640-nucleotide messenger RNA. It is a transcript of the gene aspg, whose product is annotated as asparaginase homolog (S. cerevisiae). Bases 380 to 2341 code for a protein of 653 amino acids. The record is from RefSeq and is a predicted model, not a curated record. NCBI's taxonomy places the organism in Eukaryota, Metazoa, Chordata, Actinopteri, Carangiformes, Carangidae. Gene Ontology annotation, molecular function: asparaginase activity; protein binding. Gene Ontology annotation, biological process: amino acid metabolic process. The transcript is spliced from 18 exons.
UUUUUUUAUUCAAGUGAAUGCAAUACACAGUAGUUCACUGCUGUACAUUAUAAAAUCAAGUUUGAGGCACUUGAGGCCACGCCCAAUUCACUGACGUCAGAAUGGGUACUGUCCAUCGGCGUUUCAAGGGCAAAACUACAGAAGGAUGAGAAAGAGCCAAGCACUUUUUGCUGCAUCGUAAUAUAAUCAAAACUAUGGUUCCACCCCCUGUUUGCUGCACCACAUGAUUUCCACGGAAGCUGCUUUUCUGUACAUAAAGCCAGAGAAGCUGCACCGUGUCUUAGGUUGCUGACAGCUGACAACUGAAGACCACCGUGUUUUGUACAUUCUGAAGAAGCGCUUCCACGUUCAGCACCGGCUCACUGACUUUUAAGUCAUCAUGGCAGAUUCCAGCCUUCAAAACCUGACAUCGCUUGCCCGGGCUCUGUCACAACCUAAACUAUAUUCGUCAGAAGGGGAUGACAGCUCUACGCGAAAUACUCAGCAUCAACUGUGCCGAAGGAAAAAGUUAUCGAGCUGCAGUUCGAGCGAGCUCAUAGAGUCGGCGACUCAACACACCGGCGAGGCGCGAGUCCUGGUCAUCAACACCGGAGGAACCAUCGGGAUGACAGUUCAUGAUAACGUGCUUGCACCACAAGCCAAUGCAUUUGUAAAGAGCUUGCGGAAGCUGCCCAUCCUCCAUGAUAAGACAUAUGCCCAGCAGACCUGCAUGUAUGACUAUUAUGGACCCGACACCCUGGUCCUGCCGGCGCCAACAACCCAUCAUGAGCCGCAGUUUCACGGGAUGAAUAAAGACAAUAAGAGGAUAGUCUACACUAUCUUUGAGUACAGCCCUUUGCUGGACUCCUCCAAUAUGACCACGGAUGACUGGGGUAAAAUUGGAAAGGACAUUGAGAAAAACUAUGAAGACUAUGAUGGUUUUGUGAUCCUUCAUGGCACAGACACCAUGGCUUACACAGCCUCUGCCCUGUCGUUCAUGUGUGAACACUUGGGCAAACCAAUUGUUCUCACUGGCGCACAGGUGCCCAUCUAUGAGAUGAGGAAUGAUGGCAGAGGCAACCUGCUGGGGGCGCUGCUGAUCGCUGGACAGUAUGUCAUUCCUGAGGUGUGCCUGUAUUUCUACAACAAACUCUACAGAGGGAAUCGUGUGACCAAGGUGGAUGCUGGGAGUUUCAAUGCAUUCUGCUCUCCUAACUUGGCUCCUCUGGCCACUGCUGAAGUGGAUAUUACAAUCAACUGGGACACGGUUUGGAAGGCAAACACCACAGCAAAGUUUCAAGUCAGCACGGAGCUGAACCGGAACGUAGGCCUGCUCAGGCUGUUCCCAGGAAUAACUGCUGCCACUGUAAGAGCUUUCCUGCAGCCGCCCAUGGAGGGCGUGGUGCUGGAGACAUACGGCAGCGGAAAUGCCCCCGAUAACCGUCCUGACCUGCUAGAGGAGCUGAAGAAGGCAACUGACUCCGGCGUCAUCAUCAUCAACUGCACCCAGUGUCUGAGGGGGUCUGUGUCUGCAUCUUACGCCACUGGCAAGGUGUUGAUGGAUGCAGGGCUGAUAGCCGGUGGUGACAUGACUCCAGAGGCUGCCUUGUCAAAGCUGUCCUACGUGUUGGCCAAGAAGGAGCUUGAUCUAGAUGCCAAGAAAAAGAUGAUGGGUGAGAACCUGCGAGGUGAAAUGAGGGCCGACUUAGCAGGAGCCAAGCUGUGUCUGAGCGACAGCCGUUUCAUCCAGGUCAUCGCCAAGUCUCUGAGCAUCAGCUGCAAGGAGGAGCUGGAGGCCAUUCGUGAUGCCCUGACUCCUACACUGGCAUGUGCUGCUGCUAAGAUUGGAGACAUAGAAGCCAUAGAAGCCCUAAAAGACAUGGGCACUAACUUGGGUCUGGGUGACUUCGAUGGACGUACACCCCUACAUAUUGCCGCCUGUGAGGGCCACCUGAAAGUGGUGCAGUACCUGCUGGGUCAUGGCGCUACAGUCCAUGCUAAAGAUCGCUAUGGGGAUACACCUUUAUCCAAUGCUGUACGCUUCAGGCACAUGGAAGUUGUGAAGCUGCUGAGAAAGACCGGGGCCCACUUCUCCAGAGACGAGUCGGAGGAAGCAGGAACAGAACUGUGCAGCAUGGCAGCCAGCGGUGACCUGGAGGGCCUGGAGAUCUGGAGCCUUGCUGGAGCAGACCUGAAUACAUUAGGCUAUGAUGGACAGACAGCCAUUCAAGUGGCCCAGGCUGUUGGCAAAGAAGAGGUAGUGGCUCUUUUAGUCCAACUCAUGAGCAGAAAGGCGGUAUUUGAUGAAAAUGAUGAUUUGAGCGGAGUGAUCGAGUUCACCGCCAGUCCGUCCGGAUCGUGAGCUGACACUUCCUCACGCGACAGGAAUCGUCCUCCAUUUGUUUCUACUUCAUCCGAAACCGUGUUCUACACACGGUUCACUGUCCUGUUGAAUUUCACAUUUACUGUUUUUACUUUUAAUAUCUGCACAAACACUUAUUUUUCCAUGUCUUUUAAAGCCAUCACUACUAACAGUAUUUCCCUCCAAACCCAUAUAUAGCAUAACAUUUUAUAACCAUUGCUUUUGAGUCUAGAAAGGGCAACACUAGAUGUAUGUAUAUGUUGCAUUGUUGCACAGUAAUCUCUGUAUAAGGAAACAAAUGCUGAUUUUAUCAAAUGCUUUUAUUACUAUGUAUGAACAACAGACUCAGUUAUUAUGAUGUCCAGUCAGGGAAUUAAGGGUGAUCUUCACCGAAGCUGUUUUAACAUGGUCAAUGCUGGAACCUUCCGUAACUCUUGAACAGUAAAGGAUGAUUGGCGAAGGUUAAUUUUGAAGAAAAAAAUAAAAAUAGCAAAAGAGUUAAGAACUCUGAGCAGUGCACAUUACUUCAUAAAGUAAGGUUGUCUCUUUCUACAGCAAUAUAUUCAUACUACCUGGAAUUACAUUCACAGAUUUUAUUUUUGUGCUUAUUUUUAUAGUGAGAUGGUGGAACGGGUCUUGUAAUGUACUAAAAGUAAGGUUUCUGUUUUUACUAUGUGGAAUAUUAUCCGACUGUAGCACUUGUUCACUUCAGUUUAAAGUAUACCCUGAAGCCGAGAUGUUCAUUUCCUUCUGCUCAAACAGGAACUACAAAAACCUGCAAUUACUUUACACACUCAUCCAGCCUGUUUCUUGUGCUGAUUGUCGAGCUGGAAGAGUGGCAUAUCUCACUUUGAAAUGUAAAGGGGAAAUCAAGUCUGAGCCAAAUUGAACCUUAAAACUGCCAAAGUUUUUGUGUUCAUCGUGUAUUUUGUCGUCUAUGUUCUUUGCGUCCGUGAUCACAAAUAGACGACUUGUGUUUUCCUCAUCUUUGUUGCGCUAUGAGUAAAUGAUGUUAAACCGUGUUACUCUUGGUUUGAUACAAUUUACCCUUUAAACCAAUCCAGGUUACAUUUUGUCAUAUUUGAAUGUUAUCAGCUGUAAGGGAAUUACAUGUGACUUGAAAGUGCAAAUACAUCUUAAUCACUAUCACUUGAAAUGUAUCCUUUCUUUUUCAGUGUUGCUAUUGUCUUACUGUUGAAUUAAAAAAAAAAAAAAAAGUGGUAAAAGAGUGUGUAUGAAAAUGAUCCUGUGGUCUGUGUCUGCUAUGGAAAAAGCAAUAAAUAAAUAUCUUAGUUCAAA